AUGGAGACAGGAGCAGCUGUAGAAGAAGGAUUCUUGGACGUGGAGAACUCAGGGAGACUUCCAUGUCACUUCAUGAGAUCUCGCUCUGCCUCUGCCUCUAUUCCUGCUCGAAAUCACGAGAAGCUCUCGGUACCAAUAAGGCAAGAGAUAAGAGAACGUCCUCCGACUUCGUACUGCGUGAAGUUCCAGUCUUUUGCCACUAUGUCGAAACUGGUCAAAAGCAAUGGUGACAUGUACGAGUCACGUCCUUUCUCCAUCGGUGGAUACAAUUGGACGUUACUAAUCUACCCGAACGUGAACAAGCCAGAGGGCUCAGGUGGAUUUGUUUCGCUUUACGUAAAAAUUGAUAACUCAACCCUCAUUGCCAAUCCAAGAGAUGUGUAUGCAGAGAUCACAUUCCUCACCUAUAAAAGCACUAUAGACAAGUACCAUAUUCUCAAGGAGACUGAUGCGCAGCGAUUUCAUUUGUUUAGACAACAAUGGGGACAGUUAAACUUUCUUGAAAUAGGGUAUUACGAAAAUCCGGCUCAUGGAUUCAUUUUCAACGGCGGAGAAAGUGUGUUUGGCGUUGACAUCUUCGUUACUAACCCUUUCAAGGAAUGGGAAGUUGUCUCUUACGAACAAAACAUUCGUGACCCUAUUUUCAAUUGGAAACUAACCAAAUUCUCUACCCGCGAUCUUGACUAUUACACUUCUGGUUCGUUUUCUUCUGGAGGAAGAGACUGGGAAUUGAAAGUGUAUCCAAAUGGAGUCGGAUCUGGGAUGGGUAAUUCGUUGUCACUCUAUUUGUUGAGUACGUCAGGUGAAAAUGGUUACGUGGAAGCCAAGUUACGAGUCAUUGGAUCCACUAAUGUGGAGAAGCAAGUGGCCGGAAUGCCCAAUGCAACAGAAAAUGGAUGGGGUUUCGACAAGUUUAUGCCACUUGCAGAUAUCAGAGACACAUCCAAAGGUUUCCUUGUCAAUGAUGCUCUCAAAAUUGAAGUCGAGAUCGUGUCUUUCUCUAAAACCGACUCUAUCUAA
Molecule: messenger RNA, 1020 nt
Organism: Arabis nemorensis
Lineage: Eukaryota; Viridiplantae; Streptophyta; Magnoliopsida; Brassicales; Brassicaceae
Source: the annotation of a GenBank genome assembly